GUCUGUCAUUUCCCAUACGGUGCCUUUAGGACGAGACUACGCCCACAGCCCACUAUCCAAAAAGUUGAGAAGAGACAUCAUUUUUAAAUCCCCCGAUUGAUUGGGAAAUGGUUUUUCCUCUUCUCUUCUUUUCUUUUCGGACAGACGCUCAAGCUCAAGCUACAUACAACCAGGGUCUUUCUUCCUUGUGUAAUAUAUGGUUGUAUUAGUUGGUGCAGAAGGGUUUGAAUUGGUAUAAAAAUCAGAGCUUGUAGACAGCUUUGGUUUGAGGUUUCGUUUGUGUGUUCAGAUUUUUUUGGAUUAGUCAAUGGGAAAGCCAACAGGGAAGAAGAAGCAUCAGGUAGAGCACAAACCUGGCAAUGCAAAUGGUAAGCCAAGCAAGGUUGCUGACCGAAGUCCUAAAGCCCUGGAUGAAGACACUGCAAUCUUCAUCAAUAUGUCCCAAGAGCUCAAAGAAGAAGGUAAUAAGCUUUUCCAAAAGCGGGACCAUGAGGGUGCCAUGUUGAAAUUUGAAAAGGCCAUCAAACUAUUACCUGGAAAUCACAUUGAUGCUGCACAUUUGCGUUGCAAUAUAGCUUCCUGUUAUAUGGAAUUGGGUCUUGGUGAGUAUCCUCGAGCAAUCAAUGAAUGUAAUUUAGCAUUAGAAGUGUCACCGAGAUUCAGUAAAGCGCUAUUAAAGAGAGCGAAGUGUUAUGAGGCUUUGAAUCGAUUGGAUUUGGCAUUUAGAGAUGUUAAUACUGUUUUGAGUAUGGAACCUAAUAAUACUACAGCUUUGGAGAAUAUGGAGAGGUUGAAAAGGACGAUGGAUGAAAAGGGUAUCAGUGUUGAUGAGAAAGUAAUUGGUCUGGUUCAUGUGGAGCCAAUGGGUGCUUCAAAGGUGCAUAAAGUGGUGAAAGAGAAACUAAGGAAGAAGAAGAUUAGGAAAGGUGAAUUGAAGGCGGAGGAUAAGGUGGUUGUGGAAGAGAAGGUUAGUGCUGUAAAGGAUAAGGAAAUGAUCACAAAUACAGUUCUGGAAGAAAAAGUGGUUACGAAGCCUGCUAAGGAAGAAAAAGUGGUUACAAAGACAGUGAAGUUGGUGUUUGGGGAGGAUAUUAGGUGGGCGCAGUUACCAGGUAAUUGUAGCAUGAGGUUGGUGAGGGAUAUAGUUGGGGAUAGGUUUCCUGGACUUAAGGGUGUUCUUGUGAAGUACAGGGAUCAAGAGGGUGAUUUGGUCACAAUCACUACUACGGAUGAGCUGAGGUUGGUCGAAUCAUCUGGUGAUUCACAAGGGUCUCUUAGAUUGUAUAUUGCUGAAGUUAGUCCUGAUCAGGAGCCUGUCUAUGAGGGGAUGAGCAAUGCGGAGGAGGUGCAGAAUGAUGAUACAAAAUCAAGUAAUUUUGUUGAAAAUGGGGAUGUGGGGAAAGCUAAAGAAGUUGAAAGAGGGUUGACCACUCUUGAGGACUGGAUUAUGCAGUUUGCACGACUGUUCAAGAACCAUGUUGGAUUUGAUUCUGACUCGUACUUGGAUCUUCAUGAGCUAGGGAUGAAGCUAUACUCGGAGGCUGUGGAGGAUACUGUGACAAAUGAUGAUGCUCAAGAACUGUUUGAUAUUGCAGCAGAUAAGUUCCAAGAGAUGGCAGCUUUGGCAUUGUUUAAUUGGGGGAAUGUUCACAUGUCCAGGGCAAGAAAGAGGGUGUUAUUUUCGGAAGAUAGUUUGAGGGAAUCUGUACUUGAGCAGAUUAAGGCUGGAUAUGAAUGGGCACAUAAAGAGUAUGUGAAGGCAGAAAGGAGGUAUGAAGAAGCUCUGAAAAUAAAACCAGACUUCUAUGAAGGUUAUCUUGCACUUGGACAACAGCAGUUUGAGCAGGCAAAGCUCUGUUGGUACUAUGCAGUUGGGAAAAAGACUGAAUUAGAGACAGGACCUUCCUCAGAGGUCCUACAGCUUUAUAACAAGGCUGAGGACAGCAUGGACAAGGGCAUGGGGAUGUGGGAGGAAAUGGAGGAGCAGCGUCUAAAUGGGCUCUCCAAAUCGGAGAAAUAUGAAGAAAUAGCGCAGAAAACGGGGUUAAAUGAGCUAUUUAAAGAUAUUUCUGCUGAGGAAGCUGCAGAGCAGGCUGCAAACAUGAGGUCGCAGAUAUACCUCUUAUGGGGAACCUUGCUGUAUGAGCGUUCAAUUGUGGAAUAUAAGCUAGAACUACCAACUUGGGAAGAAUGUUUAGAGGUUGCAGUUGAGAAGUUUGAACUUGCAGGAGCUUCUCCAACAGAUAUAGCUGUUAUGAUAAAGAACCAUUGUUCUAAUGCUACUGCCUUGGAAGGUCUUGGGUUCAAAAUUGAUGAGAUAAGGCAAGCCUGGAAUGAGAUGUAUGAUGCUAAGAGGUGGCAGUUUGGCACUCCAUCUUUUCGGCUUGAACCAUUGUUCCGUAGGCGGGUUCCAAAGCUUCAUUCUAUCUUGGAACAUGCUUGAUUUUAUCUGUUGAUGAUUGCUUAUUUUGGGAGGUGUUGAACAAAUGCUUCAGCUUCCUCUAGUUCAUUCUCCAAAAGCUUUGUCUUUUUGAAUUAAGAUUGGUUUUUGUUUGGAUUAUUGUGUUUAGCUCGUUGUUUGCUAUGGGAGCAAAGGAUGACUGUGUCUAAGUGUUGGUUUUGAAUGAGAGCAAGUCAGUUAUUAGGCCAUGAAGCCGAUUUUGUCAUUCACUUUUGGGGAAUUCUUUUUUUCAGAGUAAUUUCCGUUGUUCAGAGUUUGAGAUAGCCGGUAUAUGAUUGAAUUUGUUUGAUUUAAAGAAUAAAAGGGUAACACGGUUACUCAAAGGUUUGCCAUUUUUUAUAAAAUUUAUAUUGUAUUUGUCAGUUUUGUCACUUCUCAGUUGUAUACAAAUUCAGGGUUUUAUUUUGUAGAAAAGUGUAUUCUUUCGAUUAGGUGUAUUACCAGCUCUCUUCCUUUCUUCUUUUGCUGAACUUGUCAUAUCUUAUUCAGAUGAAUGAGACAAUUGGACACCCAAGGAAAUAACUUGGGACUCUUGUGUGUCU
Messenger RNA from Quercus robur (English oak), 3003 nucleotides. RefSeq names its product protein PHOX1. NCBI's taxonomy places the organism in Eukaryota, Viridiplantae, Streptophyta, Magnoliopsida, Fagales, Fagaceae. The transcript has 4 exons. The record is from RefSeq and is a predicted model, not a curated record. The coding region runs from base 308 to 2443 and encodes 711 amino acids. Gene Ontology annotation, molecular function: protein binding.